Messenger RNA from Octopus bimaculoides (California two-spot octopus), 1375 nucleotides. RefSeq names its product 26S proteasome regulatory subunit 6B. Gene Ontology annotation, molecular function: ATP hydrolysis activity; ATP binding. Lineage: Eukaryota; Metazoa; Mollusca; Cephalopoda; Octopoda; Octopodidae. The record is from RefSeq and is a predicted model, not a curated record.
GCAUAAACAGUCUAAGUUACCAGGAAGUGACGUCAUUUCGUCAUUACUUCCGGUUAAUAACGAAAUAUGGAGGAGAUUGGCAUCACUGUCACCGAAAAGGAAGAUUCUGUAGUGAGUGAAUCUCGCCCCGGAACUGCCCAAACCAUUCCUCAUUACGAUCCCUUAGCUUUGGAUAAUGAAGACCUCUAUGUUAAGUAUAAACGACUCCAGAGACAAUUGGAAUUUCUUGAAGUACAAGAAGAAUACAUUAAAGAUGAACAAAAAAAUCUUAAGAAAGAGUAUUUGCAUGCCCAAGAAGAAGUUAAACGUAUUCAAAGUGUCCCCUUAGUGAUUGGUCAGUUUUUAGAAGCUGUAGACCAAAAUAAUGGUAUUGUUGGAUCCACUACAGGAUCUAAUUAUUAUGUUCGCAUCCUGUCUACCAUAGAUCGUGAGUUACUAAAACCUAGUGCGAGUGUUGCUCUGCACAAACACAGUAAUGCUCUUGUUGAUGUUCUUCCUCCGGAGGCAGACAGCAGUAUAACCAUGCUUCAACCAGAUGAGAAACCGGAUGUGACCUACUCUGACAUUGGUGGCAUGGACAUACAAAAACAAGAAGUACGUGAAGCUGUGGAACUGCCUCUCACACACUUUGAACUAUAUAAACAAAUUGGUAUCGAUCCCCCUCGUGGUGUGCUUAUGUUUGGUCCCCCAGGAUGUGGAAAGACUAUGUUGGCCAAAGCUGUUGCUCAUCAUACAACUGCUGCAUUUAUUCGUGUUGUUGGCUCAGAAUUCGUUCAGAAAUACUUAGGAGAAGGCCCCCGUAUGGUGCGGGAUGUAUUCAGAUUAGCAAAGGAAAAUGCACCAGCAAUUAUUUUCAUUGAUGAAAUCGAUGCUAUUGCAACUAAGCGUUUCGAUGCUCAAACUGGAGCCGACAGAGAAGUGCAAAGAAUUCUUUUAGAACUUCUUAACCAAAUGGAUGGUUUUGAUCAAACUGUUAAUGUUAAGGUUAUUAUGGCAACUAACCGAGCAGACACUUUAGAUCCUGCUUUAUUACGUCCUGGACGUUUAGACAGGAAAAUAGAAUUCCCACUACCUGACAGGCGCCAGAAGCGUCUUAUCUUUUCAACUAUUACUGGCAAAAUGAAUCUUAGUGAAGAAGUUGAUUUGGAAGAUUAUGUAGCUCGACCAGACAAGAUUAGCGGUGCUGACAUCAAUGCUAUCUGCCAAGAGGCUGGAAUGCAAGCUGUCCGUGAAAAUCGCUAUGUCGUGCUUGCCAAGGACUUUGAAAAAGGCUAUAAAAAUAAUGUCAAGAAAGAUGAGACUGAACAUGAAUUUUACAAAUAAAUACCUCUUUUAUAAUGGAUAAUUUUCUUUUUAAUAAAUGUUUACCAUCUUU